Molecule: messenger RNA, 9370 nt
Organism: Nannospalax galili (Upper Galilee mountains blind mole rat)
Lineage: Eukaryota; Metazoa; Chordata; Mammalia; Rodentia; Spalacidae
Gene: Sgcd
Product: sarcoglycan delta
Exons: 10
Coding region: 513-1373 (286 amino acids)
Biological process (GO): heart contraction; cardiac muscle tissue development
Cellular component (GO): sarcolemma; sarcoglycan complex
Source: RefSeq, a predicted model, not a curated record
GUAUGCAGGGUGCUAACUAGGGUCAGCUGAGAACUCCACGUGGAAGAGACGAGUUACAAACAGUGUGGAACGGAGGGCAGCAAGGACUUGUCUCCGACAUCCAGCAGUGGAGAAUGGCUGGGGACUCGGAGUCGGUUCUGGAAGCAGCCUCCUUUCUGUGAGCAAGAGCCCAGCAGACGCCAUGAGAGCUGUUUCAGGGGAGCGAGGCUGUGUUUAACACAUAUGUUUCCCAUUGUUAGCUGGAGACAGCCGGGGAGCAGGGAGUGAGCCUGACAAAGCAGGAUUGAAGGGCAGGCAGAGAGAAGACCAGGAAUGCUGUUCAGGAAAUUCUUCAGGCAUGGGCAGGGACUUGGCUGCAGAUCUGCCGCUGGAAAAUCUGAGUGGGGCAGCUCCUGAGCUCAGGCAGGGCCUGCUCACACUGGGCGGGCUGAGUGGCCGCCUCCUUCAGCGUCUCUCAGUGCCUUAGGACCACCCGGACCUUCAACAGCCACUUUGUGAAGCAGACCAGAGAGAUGCCUCAGGAACAGUACACACACCACAGAAGCACCAUGCCCAGCUCUGAGGGGCCGCAAGUAUACAAAGUGGGGAUUUACGGCUGGCGGAAAAGAUGCCUGUAUUUUUUUGUCCUACUCCUCAUGAUUUUAAUACUGGUGAACUUGGCCAUGACCAUCUGGAUUCUCAAAGUGAUGAACUUCACAAUUGAUGGAAUGGGAAACUUGAGAAUCACAGAAAAAGGUCUGAAACUAGAAGGAGACUCCGAGUUCUUACAACCUCUCUACGCCAAAGAAAUCAAGUCCCGACCAGGAAACACAAUCUACUUUCUGUUUUACAGGCACAGCAUUCUCAAAAUACAAACUAAAAUCCUCUUUUCUUUCAUUACUGGUCCAAAAGCUAUAGAAGCAUAUGGCAAAAAGUUUGAAGUAAAAACUGUUUCUGGAAAAUUGCUCUUUUCUGCAGAUGACAAUGAAGUGGUUGUGGGAGCCGAGAGAUUAAGAGUUUUAGGAGCUGAAGGCUCAGUAUUUCCCAAAUCCAUAGAAACACCUAAUGUCAGAGCAGACCCCUUCAAGGAACUAAGGUUGGAGUCCCCCACCCGAUCUCUGGUGAUGGAAGCCCCGAAAGGAGUAGAAAUCAAUGCAGAAGCUGGUAACAUGGAAGCCACCUGCAGAACCGAACUGAGACUGGAGUCCAAAGAUGGAGAGAUUAAGUUAGACGCUGCAAAAAUCAAACUACCUAGACUUCCUCGUGGAUCCUACACACCCACAGGAACAAGGCAGAAGGUCUUCGAGGUCUGCGUCUGCGCCAAUGGGAGAUUAUUCCUGUCCCAGGCGGGAACUGGUUCUACUUGUCAGAUAAACACAAGUGUCUGCCUUUGAAAGACUCCCCAUCAUGGACACUGUCGGCAGCAUAAAGGCCCUUUUUGGCUUGAGACACUGGCUGCCAGCAAUUUUUACUAGAACACAGAAAGCCUAUCAAAGACCUUUUGUGUGUAUGUGUGUGUGUGAGUAUGUUUGUGUGUAUGAGUGGAUAUAAAUAUAUAUAAAUAUAUAUAAAUAAAUAUAUAUAUCCUCUGUAUAAAAUGAGGUUUCAGUACAAAAGGAACCAUGGGUGACCCUGUGACAUCAUCCACUGACAUUUUUCACCCCAUCCCCAAUACCCACCUACGUGACAGAUUCUAAGCACUCAUUUGGGCUCAGCAUUCCCCAGACAGUUCCAAAUCACACCGUAGAUUGAACACUUACAUGAUAUCCAUGGACAUGUUCAAGUCAUAGCCUAUUUUCUCCCUCAGUGUCAUUAGAGGCAGCGAUGGCGGGAAUCUCCAAGUCACUCUCAAUUGCUAAGUUAUAAACACAUACCACACCUGCAAGUCCAGCACCAGGGAAGCUGUGCUGAUUGUGGCCAGCCUGGGCUACAUACCUUGUCUUAACAACAAACAAAGACAUUCGGUUUCUCUUUCAUAGCUUUGGUCUGGUGGGCCAGCUUUUUCCAUUUAUGGUAUGGGUGGGAUAAGCCCAUGGAAAUUAGCCACAGAAAUUCAAAAUGGCCACCCUCCCUUUGUAGACAAUGUACUAGGGUUUCUGUGAUUGAAGGUGAAUUCUAAAAGAAUUUCAUCCACUCAACCAACUUCUCCUUAACCGUCUUCCUCUAAACUCACACAUUCUCCCAGUCAAAGUGAGAGAUGCAAAUCAGCACAGAAUAGUAUACCAGCUGCUCCACUGGCUAGAAGCUACUCACUUAGUGGCCUGACAGACAAACACAUGGUUGAAAUGUCUCUGGUUAAAGGAAAAAGGGUUCUGCAGCUUUUAGGUUCUCAGUUUUGACUUCAUCCAACAGACUGACCCAAAAGUCAACCCAAAUCCCUAAAAGUGAGCCCCACACCCCAGUAGAAGUUAUUAUAGGAGGGAAAUCUAAUUAACAGUACCCCAGGGAAUCUAACUGAUUUUCAUGUUUCUUGGGAAGGUAGGCCCUUUAGAAACAUGUCAUAUUUUUAGUGGCAUGCGCACCCUCUCCUGGUUUGCUGUUCUUGUACUCUGUUUUUCAGUCCUAGGGUGUUUAUAUCCCUAAACCCAUUAUCAAGUUUUCUCCAGGAAUCACAGUUAAAAACUCUCUGUGCUGACAGAAUUACUCACUGAAAAUUAAAGAAGCAGCAUUGCAUGUCUUUAUCAGAAUCACUAUCCCCUGGGGUUCAGUGACACCCACUCCCCAUGUGUGGAAAUGGCUGUCCAGUUCCCGCCAUCAGCUACCUCUUUUCACCCCACCUUCAUUGCCAUGCUCCAGGGUCACCCUGGCCAGCUCUUGUGCUGGGACAGGGGAUUACACCAUCUCUGUUCAAAGAGGGGGAAACGUGCCUAUGCCUUAAGUCAAUGCACUCAGCAAGGAGAAGCACAUCCUAUUUAUCUUGUUACCUGUAGUCUAUUUUUGGUGAUUGGAGGGGAAUGGUUUAGUCACAACUGGGCAUCAGAAGCUGGUAGACAAACCAAAUGAUUUCCACCCAUGGACUCUGAGGAGCCUGGUAUGGAGGUAUAACUGGCUUAGACUGUCCUCCAUGCCAUCAGACAAGCCGCGACCCGACAAUCCUACAUGAAGUCCUAUUUGUAGGCCUAAAUGGCGUUUGUAUUUGUUUUGUUUAGUCUCCUCCAUAAGGUCCUAAAUUUUCAUACUUCACAAGCAGAAGGUUCUGUUGUAGGAGAUGAAAACAAAAGGUCUGACAUCUCUGAGGUGACACGCAAGCAUCAGGCUGGAGUCUGCACAUGCAGAAUGCGCAGCUCAGUUAUGUAUUACCAUGGAGAGGGGGCUGUCCUGGCCUCACCAGCAACUGCUGGCUUCUAGGACAGGACAACCAGAGCCUGUCUCAUAUAGAGAGGCACUGGAUAGGACAAUUUUAGGGCAAGACUUAAGAUUGCUCAGUUUUUAGUACAGAAGCCUAAAAGGGAUGUUUCAGGAGGUCUCAGAUUGCCAGAGAUCAAUAUUCCCAAUAUCCUGUAGAGCCUUACUGACAGAAUCUGUGUGUGCAGCACAUGGGGUUUAUUUACAAGUCAUGAAAAGCCCCUCUGAGCUAUUAGAAGCACUUACGCCGUAUCAUUCAGAUAAAUAAUAACUCUAUGAUCCUUUGUGGCUAAAUAUAUAAAGAAGACAGGGUUUGAUUUCAGUUUGGUUUUUGGAGGGGGGUGUUUUAUUUGUUGCUUUUUAAGCAGACAGACUGCCUUUGCACUUUGCCAUCCCACAUCCAUCGUCAGUGGAUGACAAGGAAAAACAGAAUAUGCCAUGAACCUCUUUAUUCUGAUUUUGUUUCCAAUUAUGACAUAAAAGUUAUACCCCUUGGGAAUUUUAUGAUAAUUAAAAAAGAUAAAAAGGAAAAAGAAAAAAAUGCUAUGGUCCCACCACAUGCAAAAUUGAAUUCUGUGGGUAAUCAGAUCAGAUAACGUACAGAAUAAAAAGAAUAGCAAUCAGGAAUACAAAUCAAGAACCUCUGGAGGAAUACAUGAUACAAUAUUCUGUCUGGUUGCAUUGCUGUUAUGGGCCAUGGUACAUAAAGCAAUCAUCAGGAUCUCUGGCAUGACUGAAAUUCCAUAUUUACAUUCAGAAAAUGCAUCUAAGUUCACUAAUGAGCUUUUUUCUCCUCCUUCCCAAUGCUCUCCAACUAGAAUACUUGUCCAUGGCCAUGAGAAAAACUUUUACCUGAAUUCUGGAAAAAAAAAGGGGGGGGUUACAUUAAAGUUUGCUAACCCCUAAUUUUUUUUAAAAAAUGAGAUUCUUUCUAAUAUUUCUAUAUAAUAUCUUCUAGACAAUCAUACUUUUGGGGGUAUCUUAGGCAUCUCGUGGUAUGACAGAAUUCAAAUCAAUCUCUAGUAUACUAAAGUCCUGGUAGGAAAAUAUUCUUCAGAAAAAAAAAAUUAUUAAUCAAAAUUUGAUCUCCAAAUAUAUGUAAUCAUUUAGUUCUAUUUGAUAUUUAUUCUCAACAAGUCAUGAGAGUUCCCUUUGGAGGAACUCCCUGAAUACGGCAGAGGGUUUUGCAAAGCUCUGUGAUGGCGUCUACCUCGGUGGAUUUGGCGUGUAGCUUCAUGACUGCCAUGUGACUAAAGGACAGAGCUUAUAAACUAGAAUGGUUUUUAGCUUUCUUCUGGUUGUUUUAUCUUUGGAUAAAUGCUAUUGUACAUCCAGAAAACAUAGACCAAAGAUUGCUUGAGGGUUGGCCCUACAGCAAAGGUCACUAAAGGAAGAACUGGAGACCAAACCAGACUGCGCAACCACAUACUUCUAUUUACAUUCUGUCUAUAAAUAACGUUACUCCCUAGACCAGGUUUGAUGGUAUCAGCAGUAAAAUAGGGUUAUGACUACAUAGCCCUUUACAGAGAAAGUCUGCUGAGCCCUGAGCUAGAGUCACCUAUGGAGUGUGUUAGACAUAUCAGAAGCAAGAUUUUUCGGCAACAGGGUGUGGCCUACAUUUCCUUGGGACUUGGGAAUACAGAAGGAAGGCCUUCCUUACACCACAUAAAGAAGGACCUACUGUCAGAAAAACCAGAUCAGAGGAUCUGGAGUGACAGAAAAAGGAACUAAGGGAAGCUUAGUGGGGGAAAAAAAAAAAAAGGUUGUGGUCCUCCUGGACAUUUUUCUGAGGACCCUUAAUAGAUAGGUGGUCCUCAGGUUAGCAAUGUGUGUCAAGAAGUGAUGCAACGAGAGGGAUUUAAACUCAGAAUUUCUUUCCUGAAAUUACACCCAUACAGAGACUUCCACUGAUCUUCCCAGUACCAGAAAUACUCCCUUCUCAAGGUCCUCUAGAGAACACUUUUGACCUUACAUGACCUUAGUUGUCCAUCCCUGCAGUGUACCUGCUCUUCCUCCAGCCACCGGGGUGGUUGGACCCCCAAAUAAUUCCAAGUAUGUGCAACAGCAGCAUCUUAGUAUAUGUAGAAGGAAAGGAUUCAUAUGGAGCCAUUUCUGGGAAUGACCACAUGAAUGUCCAUUUACUUUUGUUUCCAGGAAUUUGGGGCUUUUCCUUGUUCCUUGGAGUGGAGGGACAACAGAAAACGGUACUUUUCAGAGUCACGUUUCUGCUUCUGUGUGGAAAGAUAGGCCCUUCCAGAGAUAGGGCUUUUGUGUUGAUGGUAGCCACAUAAUCACCAUUGUUAACACAGCAUCAGUCAUAAAUGACCCUUUGUCAUUGUGAUUAUUCACCUUGGAGAGGAAGGAUACAUUUUAAGGAGAAUGAUCACCAGUUUUGCUCCUUAAUCAACAUCAUUCCAGGGAGUCCCUCUGCCUCUCCUGUGAAUAAUUCUUAAAGAAGAUCAAAUUGUCAGAGGAAUGAAAGUACUUUUGGUUUUAUAUUUUUGAGGCAAAAGGUAGCAUAAUACAUGGACCAAAAGGGUGAAUCAAUCCAUUUUUAAGCACCUGAUCCUUUUCUUAAAAUUCUAGGGAAGAUGAAAAAUCUCAUUUACGUUAGUUGUAAAUAAGAUCAGUUCUCCCUCACGUCCUCUGCCCCAGGAACUCUUAGAUACAAAGAGUAUCUAAGAAUGGAAAAUUUGCACAGUCCGCCAGUAGCAGGCAGGUGGGGAAACAGUUACACUAAAAGAAACCUUAGAAAACAAGCCUUUUACCUCAAAGAUACAGUGUCUCUCUUGCAGUGGUUCAUGGUGGAAGGCUUCCUGGUUCCAAUGUCUUUUCCAUUAAAACAGCCCAAGCUACUGCAUUGGGAUGUCAGUUGCAUCUCUUUCUCUGAAGUAGUCAGAAUUUAAAACUACACACUUGCCUCAGAAUUUCUCAUGCGCAAAAACCAAACCACUCAUAAAAGAUAAAGCAGUCACAAGCCGGCUGCUCUGGCCAGCACCGUACACCACACAUGAGCACUUUGGAAAGCAAUGUGAUUUCUAUGGGUCUUAAAAACCUUUCUCAUACUGGAGUCCUUGAAAUUUCUCAAGGCAGGUCUGAAAGGCAAAGGGAAAAUACUUACUUGUGGGAGGUCCUCUUCCUGAGUAUUGUUAGAGCCCAAGUGUAAAGGCAAAUCCCCUUGGGGACAUCCAUUCCCACACAGGAUAUCUGGUUCUCCCCUCAUUUUGGUUUUGCAAAAAUGGAUAGGGUACAAAAUCAGCAUCUUCCUUUGAGGGAGAACCAGAAUGUCAUGAGCCUUUAAUAUCAUAACACGGUACUAACGAUGCCAUCAGACCCAUCAGUAAACAGUUUCAAACCCAGCAACGGCAAUGCCAACUGCUGAGUCUUAACUUAAGCCCAGCAACAGGCAGCAUCAGAGACAUACUCGGAGGUUUGCAGCCAGAAUGGGUCAAAGGAAGAGUAGCUAUAGGCAAGAAGCGGGUUUAGAGUCCCAUGUCACCUGCCCUACUAAGAAGCCAGCGUUGUUUCCCAGAUGACUUGUUCGGCAUCUUAGCAUUCUGGUAGGUUGUGGCUUUUGCUUCCUCACUAAAUGAAAUGAACAUGAACCUGCCUUCACUGGGAGAAGUUUAAUUAAAAACCUACCAAACACACCUAAAGUAGUCUACAGGCCCCUAUCUCUCAGGGUCUUCACAGCCUAGUUUUUUAUUGGGGUUCUGUCACUGAAAUCAGAGCUAACUCAGACUUCAUAAAGAGAAGCCCAACUGGUCUGUUCACUUGCCUGAAACAAUGGAUUGUCUGAGGGCUGAAAGAUGCCACAUGUCAACAGCGAAAAUACUGGGGUUUAGUGUGUGUAGUAACCAGAGAGUCUAGGAUCUCGAGGCCCUGGGGCUAUUUUCAGGAUUAGAGAAAAGCUAUAAAGCUUUGCUAGAGAAAGAGUCAUACCCUUAAAAUUGAGCAUAAAGGGAAAGGUUUUCUUAGCUCCAAAACCUACCCUAAGAUAUGGAAAGAGCUGAGCGCUAUUUUCCAAUCAUCAGAAUUGUUUAUUAACAGGCAGUCGUUGAGCUUUGUACUAGGCACCAUGCUAACUAUUUUACAGGCAUUCAUUUAUUUCAUCCUCAGAACAAAUCUUUGAGUUGAGUCUCUAUCUAAUUUAAAGAUAUGGAAACUGAGUCUUCAAGAGAGUAAAAACUUACCCGAAGUCAUAAGCUAUAAAAUGAACAAGCUGGCAUGUCUUACUCCUAACCAGUGUGCUGGGAAACCAGCAAUAUAUAAAAUUAUAUUUCAAGUUUGUGGGAAGUGUUACAAACUAGAUCUUGAAUGGAUGAGGCUACGGAACUUUCACAUCCCUAUUUUCUGUAGUAUCUUAUCUUUCAUACAGUGCCAUGGUAUAGCUAUGUGAGGUGGAAAUACAGAAAAUUUUACUGAAUAACAAUCUAAAACCAAAAUCUUGUUUGUUCUCGAUGCAAAGUCAAGCUCCUCAUCCUUCUGAUUGGAAGAUAAUAUCAGUUGUGAUGUCAUGUGAAAGAGAAAAUCGGAAUACUCAGUAAUAUUUCUGUAUGUCUGAACAAGGCAGUAUUCCUCCAUACAUGUAUUUCCACUUUACUCCCUCCAAAAUACAAAUAUCUUAUUUUCAAUGAGAUGAGAGUUUUGACGCUACUUGACUAUAUUCUCUGCCUGUACUUCUGGUAAAAGAAACAAAUAGAACAAGGCCCAAUCUCAAUCACCGGGAACCACCUAGUGUUCAGUUAGCCUUGAGCAUCCAAUACCACCUGGAGGUGAGUUAGCCAUUUUGCUCUGUUUGGGCCCCACCCCUUGUCAACUAAUGUGCAGUGUCCCUUCCCACGUGCAGAAUUCUUUUCACCAGAGCUUUCAGAUCUGCAGCACCAAUUCUUCUGAGUUGGAAGUGACGGCUAUUUCACACUGUGACUGUGGUACCAAUCCACUGCUUGCUGUCUACACUUAACCAGUGAGGCUGUUGGCCCUCCAACUGGGGAAGUUGAAAGUAAAUGCAUCUAUAGUUCAUUAUACCUGAGUAACUUUGAGCCUAAACACAAAACGUGGCUUUGAUUCACAAGAGUUAAUAGACAAAAAUCUUUUUUGAAGCAUCAACUCAGCCAUGGUCAAUCUGAAUAGGCUACGCACUAGUAUGCCCUUGUGAAAGGCUUCUGUCAGCCUGCCCUUCCCAGAGCUGAGAGAUGCUGUGAGAUGCGUCCUGCACAUGACAGUGAAGGGACUGGAUGCCCUCACACGCAGUCCCAAGACUAGCGCUUAUUUGCUUCAACCUCCCAUAAAACCUUAGAAAGGGAUUCACUAGAAAUAUUAAAGAACCUCUUUUAGGGUCAAUCAGGGAUGACUUUUCUAAUGGUGUCAGCUUCCAAAUAGAAAACCAGGUGUGGAUAUCUUGAAAGGAUCUUGUGGAACUAACUUCAUCAUAGCUUUGGAAGAGAAGGGAGAUUACAGCAAAGUAAAGGGAAAUACUGGGACACAUAUUAGGACAACACAAACUUCAUUUCAAUCCAGUCUUUUCAGGUGGAGGUGGGAUUAAGUUUCCCAUUUCUCUCUUGGUCAACAUUCUCCAUUUUGGAGGCCACAAAGAGGCAGAAGGACAGCUAAGGAGGUUAGAUAGAAAAAGAGGAGGGCAUCUGUCAUGAUAGGGCUAGAUACACUUCAGAGAAGACAGAUUCUGGUGCUCCUAACAGAAGAGAUGAGGUCAUAGAAGUUCAUUUCUUUGGAGAUUAUGAAUUUUGAAAAAGGAACCCCAUUCCCAUGAAGCCACUGAGCUUAGCCUUUGUGUUAUUUUAGGUUUUGUUUUACCUGUGGGUUUGGGUAUGAUGUGAGAAGAGCUUUUUAGUUUUGUUUUAAGUAACGUCAAUCCUUGCACACUCUAUGCAAAAAUUUUGUAAGCAUUGCAAUAAUGCUAUGAAUUACAAGGAACUAUUUUAACUUUAUUACACUUUCUGUAUAAAAACAAAUUUGUAUUUAAUAUUAUUUCAAUUGCAGUCUUGUAAAAUAUAUUAAUAAAAAAUAAUGAUUGGUAAGAAGGAAA